UACAUAAAUUAGAUCAAUACACCAUUUGAAAUCACAACUUCCAAACGACCCCAAAUAACUGGGAGGCAGGGUGUUAUUUGAGAAUAACGUAUGAUGGGCCCUUUUCGUGCCUUUUAUGCCCCUUCGCUCUCCGUCCCUUUAAAAAAAAAAAAAAAAAAAAAGCUCUCCGUCCCUUUCUCUUUCCUUCUUCCUCUCUUCUUCGUUUACCCCAACUGUGAAUCAAGCAAGCUUCCUCCCUUCCUCCAACAACUGUCGAUUCCUCUUCUCUUCUAUCUACUAUCUUGAAAACAAAAAUUCAUCGAAGGGGAAAAUCGAAUUUGUGAUGUUUUCUGGGAUCCAGUGAAACCUGAUGUGGGAUUGCAAUUUGGGAGAUUAUUAAAAUAAUCCUCCUUUGCUGCAUGUCUCUCUUAGAUACAAGGUUGUCAAUCCGCGAGUUGAUCCGGACCCGGUCGAGCUAGUGGGUCAAGGGUUAAUUGGUCAACCGUUUUAGCCCGGUUUGGUCCUGGAAUAUAGAAAAAGUCAUUAUAUUAUACUUAUCCUCAUAAAUUAUAUUAAAUAUUAUCUAACAUAUGACUUAUAACAUAUAAUAUUACACCAAAAUAACAUUUCGUACUUAGAUCCAACAUAUAGUGAAAAUUCACACACACUUAUAUAACAUAAAUAUUCAAAUGUUCAACUUAGUAUUCCAAAAAUUGAGUUAGGCGAAAAGAAAAAUCGGAAAAUAGGCACAUUUCGCAAACCAAAGAAAAAAAUGACACAAUUUGACCUCCAACCCGGUACCUUGUAGCGGUCGACCCGGCAGGUGCAUAUGGCCCAUUUUUCUCACCGGUCAGGGUCAAAGUGGGUCGACCCGCGGGUUGACAACCUUGCUUAGAUACAAAAACAUCCCCAUCGUAAGAAGCAGAGAUCUGGACAAGGCUAAUGGUCUCUACAAAUGACCAGAUUGGAUUCGGAUGGGAUGGCGCAAGAUUUGCGCCUGGGUCGCCGGAAUCUAGCGAGUUGGAGUCGUAAUCCGAGAACGGCGCAGGCAGGCGGGACAACGGUGCAGGCUUUUUGGAUAAGUAGUUUGCGUUAAUCCACUAGUCAAAUGCGUAGCAUAGGGAGAAGGAAUCGCCGCCAACGAAGCUCAGCUACGGCAGGACAAAUCGGACUUCGGCAGCGACGGAGGAGGAUUUGUGAAUUUUUUUAUGAAUAGGAUUUGUGAAAUUUAUUAUGCCGUUAGAGGAGCGAAGAAGACAGGGGUGAGCUUCUGGUAAGCAUUUGGAGGUUGCAUGAAUAUGGAGUUAAGAGUUCUCCUUCUUCGUCUGCAGGAUGAUGAAAGACAGCGACGAUAGGAGGAAGCUGAAAGACGGCGGCAACAGGAUACUCGUCGACAGCAGAUAGUUACAGUAGUUUUCUCUCUUGUAUUGAUUUGAUUCGUCUUCUUUGUGGAUAUGACUAGCAGAUUGUUUUUUCCUCAAUAUAUGAAUCUCGCAAUUGUUGGAUGUUGGAUACUAUUAAUUGUGAUUUGUGAACUUUUAAAUUUGUAGAAGGAGAGGAGCAAUUUCUGCGUUCUCUGUGGGAGAGGGAUAAACAAGAGUUCGAACAAGGAAGCUGGUUAUGCCAAAAUGAGGAUACAUAGGUCUUUUCACUUUUUAGUUGAAGAAUAACUCUUGUUAAAAACCUCAUCAACCAAACAUGAUAUUUAAAAACCAUUACCGCAUCAAUACCACACAUAUAACACAUUUAGAAAUAAUGAAUCAUUUGGUACACAAAUACCACUCUCUCAAUAAUGCAUCCAAACGACCUCUAUAUUUAUUCGGGUUAAUGCCACAUUUGGUCACUUCAUUACAAAAUCGUAAUAUGUUUAGUCACUAGAAGAAAAUAAUAUCAAAUUUGGUCACUCGAAUUACUAAAACUGGUCACACUUAGUCAAUCUCUGUUUGCCUCCGUCCAACUCCGUUAGUGGAGUCCGUUAAGUGCUGACGUGGCUAACGGGAGCACCUAAUCAGCGCCGUUUUGGGCCGAAAAUGGUCAACCCGACCCGCCAUGUCAUACACCCAUGACCCAACCCAUUGAAUUCACCCAACCCGACCCAUAUCCAAACCCUAGCCCACCUAACAAAACAAAGCUGUAAAAUUGAACGGGUUAGUUUCCAUUCGCAGACCCGAAAACCCUUCUCCUUCCUUGAGAGUUCUUCACCUUCCGCUAGGUUCCACUAUUUUCGAUCAAACUCAUCAGAGUGUAGAGAGCAGGGAGAGAUGGAGCCAAGCACACUACCCUCUUGAACCCCUUGACCCAGAACGUUUACAACCACUCUCGCGCUGGUGAUUUCAUUUUGGGGUUAAUUGCAUGGUUGGUCACUGAGAUUACAAAAAAGUUCAAGUUUGGUCACUCGAAAUAUUUAAAUCUAUUGGUGGUACCUCAGUUUACUGAAACCGUUCAUGUUUGGUCACUCUCCGUCCAACUCCGCUAACUUUUGCUUACGUGGCAGUCAGCUCUAAAAAUUGACCGUUAAAUGUGUGACAUGACAAUUAAAAAAUAAUUAAAUAAAUAAAAUUUAAUUUUUUAAAAUUUCCACCUCAUUUCUAACUAUUAAAAAAAUAAAAAUAAAAAUUAUUAAAUUACGAACCAACGCCGCAAAACCAGAACCACCACCUCAUUCUUCAUCCUACCGCGGUGGGCCUCUCCUACGUCUCCGAUUCACCUUUCUUCAUCCUCAUUCAUGGUGCUCGACUGCUCGCAGACGUUGGUGUUUCCGCAAUUUUCGAUCCCCAAAAAGGAAAGAAAGAGAAGGAAAAGAUAGUUUAUAGUAUCGGUAAAUUAUGGCGGAAGAAGUUGUAGUUGAAUUGGUGCCGGCCCUAGAAACUCCACAUCCAUCGGCAGCUUCUCCGACCGAUUCGCCAACCGCGGUCGUUUCCGAUCCCUCGCUCUCGCGAAAUGCAUCAUUCAGUAAACUCAACGCGCGAGCUCCCGAGUUCGUUCCUAGUAAGCAAUCGCCUCCUCCUGCUACUCUGUCUCCUCCGCUUCCGUCGAGGUUGGCUGUGAUGCCACCGCAGCUGCCUACGGCUGGUCUGGCUUCACCUUACCACGUCCCGUUUCACAGUCCAGUGUCGGUUGCUCACGUGAUUCCGGUCCAGAAUCAUGAUCCGCAUCACAAUCAGCUACAUCACCAGCCCCACCAUCAACAGCCGCCGCCGCAGCAGCACGUUGCGGUGCGGAAUCACAACAAUCAUCAUCAACACCAUCACCAGCAGUUGCAUUGAUGGCGGAAAUAUUGCUUCUCUUUAGUGCUUAGGUUAUUCUGAUGGCUAAUGGAUGUAAGCGUUGUGGAUUUCCGGUUAUUUUUAUUUUUUUAAUAGUUAGAUAUGAGCUGGAAAUUUUAAAUUAUUAAAUUUUAUUUAUUUAAUUAUUUUUUAAUUGUCAUGUCACACAUUUAACGGUCAACUUUUAGAGUUGACUGCCACGUAAGCAAAAGUUAACGGAGUUGGACGGAGAGUGACCAAACGUGAACGGUUUCAGUAACCUGAAGUACCACCAAUGGAUAAAUAUUUCGAGUGACCAAACUUGAACAUUUUUUGUAAUCACAGUGACCAACCAUGCAAUUAACCCUUUCAUUUUGCUAUGUGGAAUUGAUUUCUUUACGAAUUCCAGAAUUUUUACAACCACUCUUUGACUGAAAUCUAUGUUCGUUUUAUGGAAUUGAUGCAAAACUGGACCAGAGAAGAGAAGAACCAUUGUCUAGAAAAAACUGAGAAGUCAUUCAAGCAUUCAGGGGAAAUCCUCCGUCUAGUACUGCCAUAAAUGGUAUGUGGUAGUGAUACAUUUAGUACAGCUGAAGCCCUUGUCUAUCGAAGUCUAUACGGCGGAAUCGGACUCGUCGACCGUGCUUUUCCAAUGCAACAUGCUUUGCUUCGUUGGCAGCAGCCCCGAGCCUCUCUAUUCGGCCGAGCGAGGAGGAGGAAGAGGGAGAAGAAGAAUCCAUGUAGCGCGUAGAAUAGGGCUUUAACGAGUCGGUGUUGUAGAUCCGUAACCCGUCGUAGAGACCGUGACGAAGCAUCCGCAGUCCUGGUUGAUGGAGAGGUGGUAGACCGAAGAGACCUCUGCGAUGGGGCAGCGUCUUCGAUGGAUGCGGGGAAAGCAGAGGCGGCGGAGAAAGAAGCGUCGAUCCGAAACCCGGUCUUCCAUGUACAAAUUCCCGAGGAACGAGAAAGGGUUUCGGGUAUUAAAAUUGAAAUUUUGUUUAAGUGGGCUCAAAUUUGGUUCAGGGUUGGGUUGGGUUCAUGGGUAGGGUUGGGUAUAUGACAUGACGGAUUAAGUUAUGUGGCGGUUCGGGUUUGACCAUUUCUGACCCAAAAUGACGCUUACUAGACGCUCCCAUUAGCCACAUCAGCACUUAACGGACUCCACUAACGGAGUUGGACGAAGGCUAACGAAUAGUGACUAAGUGUGACCAAUUUUAGUAAUUCGACUUACCAAAUUUGAUAUUAUUUUUUUUCUAGUGACUAAACCUGUCACUAACCAAAUGUAGCAUUAACCCAUAUUUUUUAUACUAUAUCUAUCAAGGUUGUCAACCCGCGGGUUAAUGGGUCACUCGUUUUAGUCCAGUUUAGCCCGGAAAUAUAAAAAGCAUCAUUAUAUUGUACUUAUCCUGAUAAAUUAUAUAAAAUCUCAUAACAUAUAAUAUUACACCAAAAUAACAUUUCGUACUUAGAUUCAACAUAUUGAAAAUUCACAAACACUUAUAUAACAUUAAUAUUCAACUUAGGAUUUCAACUCAACUUAGGAUUUCAAAGAUUAAGUUAUGCGAAAAGAAAAAUCGAAAAAUAAGCGCAUUUCGCAAAACAAAGAAAAAAAUGACACAAUUUGACCUCCAACCCGAUACCUUGUGGCAGUCGACCCGGCGGGUGCGUGCAGCCCAUUUUUCUCACCGAGUCAUGAUCAAAGUGGGUCAACCCGCGAGUCGACCCACGAGUCGACAAACUUGAUAUCUAUACUAGCUUUAUCUCUAUUUAUUUAUUAGUGUUCCUUUCUGAUCACGUUGGCUUGAAAUUUAAACUGAAGCCAUACUAUAGUUUGUUAACUGCCUUCGCGUCUCGGAAAGUUUGAACCCAAGUUAUGAAAACCGGGCCGGACCGUCCGGUCAAACCGGAAAACCCGGACCCGGGCACAAGUCCGGCCCCGGAAGGAUAAAAGCUGCUGGGCAUG
Messenger RNA from Linum trigynum, 5187 nucleotides. The record is from the annotation of a GenBank genome assembly. Lineage: Eukaryota; Viridiplantae; Streptophyta; Magnoliopsida; Malpighiales; Linaceae.